Messenger RNA from Zootoca vivipara (common lizard), 6028 nucleotides. NCBI's taxonomy places the organism in Eukaryota, Metazoa, Chordata, Lepidosauria, Squamata, Lacertidae. The record is from RefSeq and is a predicted model, not a curated record.
UCCGAGCCGCCGCUUCUCUUCCAGCCUUGUCAGCAGCGCAGCGCGUCGGCAUCGCCGCUGAGCUCAGAGAGGGAGAGAGGGAAAAGAUAAAGACGACCAGCUCAGCAUGGCCGGCCGGGCGUGGGUCGGGCGGCUGCGCUGAGCACUCGGGGCCGGGCGUGCUCGCUCGGCGGCUGCGCUUAGCCAGAAAGGGAGAAAGUGACGCUCUUGCUGCUGCUGCUGCUGCUGCUGCUGCUGCUGCUGCUGCUGCUGCUGCUGCUGCUGCUGCUGCUGCUGCUGCUGCGCCCCCGAAGGAUGCAGGAGGCGGCGAUGGUGCUGGCCGGGGGCUGCCCCCCUCCUUCCCCCCCGCCGCCGCUGCUGCUGCAGCAGCAGUGCUAGAGUCCUCGUCUCCCUCCUCCACCUCCUCCUCCUCCUCCUCCACCUUCUACCUUGAAGAAGAAGGGCCAUGUAACCGCCUCCCUCCGCCUCCCCCAGCCCGGGAUAGCCACCGAUCUCCCCAGCUCUCCCUCUCCUCCUCCUCCUCCUCCUCCUCCUCUUUCCCGAGCCCGUCGCGGCGCUCUCUGGCCAAGGGCGCAACCAUGAAGAAGCAAUUCAACCGCAUGCGGCAGCUCGCCAACCAGACCGUGGGCAGGGCUGAAAAAACAGAAGUCCUAAAUGAAGAUCUCUUGCAGGUGGAGAAGCGUUUAGAGUUGGUGAAGCAGGUCUCCCACAGCACACACAAGAAACUGACAGCGUGUCUUCAGGGUCAGCAGGGAUCGGAUUCUGAUAAGCGCUCGAAGAAAUUGCCUUUGACAUCGCUAGCCCAAUGCUUGAUGGAAGGUUCUGCUAUUCUAGGGGACGACUCCCUGCUUGGGAAGAUGCUGAAGUUAUGUGGGGAAGCAGAGGACAAGCUUUCUCAAGAGCUCAUCCACUUUGAGCUGGAAAUUGAACGGGAUGUGAUUGAGCCGCUCUUCGUAUUGGCUGAAGUAGAAAUCCCCAAUAUCCAAAAACAGAGGAAACACUUAGCGAAAUUAGUUCUGGACAUGGAUUCGUCAAGGACAAGGUGGCAGCAGUCAGCCAAAUCUUCAGGUUUGUCAACCAACUUGCAGCCUUCGGGUGCCAAAGCGGAUGCUCUCAGGGAAGAGAUGGAGGAGGCAGCAAACAGAGUGGAGAUUUGCAGGGAUCAGCUCUCAGCUGACAUGUACAACUUUGUGGCCAAAGAGAUAGACUAUGCAAACUAUUUUCAGACUUUAAUAGAAGUGCAAGCAGAGUACCACAGGAAGUCAUUAGCACUUUUGCAGAAUGUGUUGCCUCAGAUCAAAGCACAGCAGGAAGCUUGGAUUGAAAAGCCCUCCUUUGGGAAGCCCCUUGAGGAGCACCUAGCUGUCAGUGGCCGGGAGAUUGCUUUCCCCAUCGAGGCGUGUGUCACUAUGCUCCUGGAGUGUGGCAUGCAGGAAGAGGGCCUAUUCCGGGUGGCCCCUUCAGCCUCUAAACUAAAGAAGCUUAAGGCAGCUCUUGACUGCUGUGUUGUGGAUGUUCAGGAGUACUCGCCCGACCCACAUGCCAUUGCAGGGGCACUGAAGUCCUAUCUUCGGGAAUUGCCAGAACCGCUCAUGACAUUUGAACUCUAUGAAGAAUGGAUCCAAGCCUCAAACAUCCAGGACCAAGACAAGAGGCUGCAGGCCCUGUGGAAUGCCCUUGAGAAAUUGCCCAAGCCCAGCUACAACAAUCUAAGGUACCUGAUCAAAUUCCUUGCACACUUAACAGAGUACCAGGAUGCAAACAAAAUGACCCCAAGCAACAUAGCGAUUGUGUUGGGGCCUAACCUUCUCUGGCCUCAGACAGAAGGAAACAUCACCGAGAUGAUGGCGACCGUCUCCCUGCAGAUUGUUGCAAUUAUUGAGCCCCUCAUCCAGCAUGCAGAUUGGUUCUUUCCAGGAGACAUUGAGUUCAACUUGACUGGGAACUAUGGCAGCCCUGUGCAUGUGAACCACAACGCAAAUUACAAUUCCAUGCCGUCACCUGAUAUGGACCACACCGACCGCAAGCAACCUGACCAGGCCCGGCGACCGCUUAGCGUGGCCACAGACAACAUGAUGCUGGAGUUCUACAAGAAGGAUGGCAUGGGCGUCCGGGUGAUGGACACCUCAUGGGUGGCUCGCAGAGGCACCUCCUCCAUAGUUCGUAAGGCAUCCUCCACCCCUCCUGCCAUGCAGCCCCCCGCUCCGCCUUCCGAUCUUGCUGCUACUCCUCAGUCACCAAUUCCUGAGCAAUCUCUUGACAUUUCAGCUACUCCCUCCCUAACUCCAACUAGCUUCGGUUUCCCGCCAGGGGCUGAGAGAGCAAGCACGGAUGGUGUGUCGUCUAGUUGGUCGGAUUCCUGUUACAUCUACCCAUCCCCUGAGGACGACAAGCCUCCCCCAUACCCCUGCUACUCAUCCUUCCACCACCACCACCACCACCCCAAGACUGGUCCAUGCGCUAGGCCGGAGCCCCCCUUGCCGCUGUACCGGUGGCCAGGGUACAGCCAAACGCUGCCUCCCCCUUCCUCCUCCUCCUCUUCUUCCUCUCCCUCCCCUCAGCAGCUUGACAUUAACUCUAACCCGAAACCGUAUUUCCUGCACCUCCCUAAGCAGAGCUCCUUCACAGAGUUGCAUGGUCCUGAGACUAACCUCUCCUCCGUCUACAUGAAACCCCCCCUCACCUUAUCCAAACCCGAUCCUCCUGGCACUCCUUACAGCUCCCAUAUGUCAGUCUCUCCCCCCUGGGUCAGCUGCACCUGUGCCAGAGACAGAGGAACCGGGCUCACUAGCACACUAAAAACCAAGGAACUCUCUCCUGUUUCUGGGCAGAAAGGGAGUCCGGUUUGUGGCCCUGCAGCACCAUGUGGGACCACACAGCAGUUGCCUGGUCUCACACAGCAGCUGUCCACAGAACAGAGCCCACACGCUCUGCGGAAAGUUUCAAAGAAGCUGACCCCCAUCCCUGCCAAGGUUCCUUACGGCCAGUCAGGUGGUAUGUCCGAUCAGUCUACGGGGCAGCCGUCCCCUGCCAGCCUUUCUCCCACCCCACCAAGCACCCCAUCACCCUAUGGACUGAGUUACCCACCAGGCUACUCCCUGGGCUCGGGCCCACUCUCCCCGGCAGCUGCUCCUUCUCUGUCUUCUCCUCCUUCCCUGACGAGCACUUUAACCAAAUCUCGGCCCACCCCUAAGCCACGACAGAGGCCCACGCUGCCACCUCCACAGCCUCCCACAUCAAACGCAUCCGGCUCUAGUCCGCAGUCCACGGAGCACACAGUACUUGACGGCAUGUCCCCCGGGGAGAGCAUGUCCACAGCUGUUUGAGGCUCGUGAUGCAAUAUUGGAUAGGUGUGAGGGGAAUGCUCAGGGUAAGCUGGAGUCCCUGCCCUCCUCCCUGAACCUUCUGCCACUACUGCUGCUGCUGCUGCUGCUGCCAAUGUCACCUCCACCCCCCCUGGCCCCCGUGCCUUUCCUCACAGAGUCACCCUCACCCGCCUACCCCAUCUCGCUGGCCUUGCAUGGGGCACGCUGAUCCAGAACUGCAUGGCUGCUCAAGCCUGCUCUCCACUCCCAAGCUGAAUGAUAAUGAUGUCAUUAGUAAACUUGUGGGGGGGGUGCUUCUCACUUGGCCUUUCAUACCUGGUGUGUGUGUGUGUGUGUGUGUGUGUGUGUGUGUGUGUGUGUGUUUAAAUAUAUAUAUCUAUAUAUGCAGACAUUCAACUAAUUCCUUUCCAAGCCAUGGGAUUCACUGGCUCCUACCUAACCUUGCUAGCCCCUUUCUUACCAACGUGACUUUCUCCCUCUCCCAUUCCAUGUGUUAUUUCCAAAGGGAUGUCAUGAUAUUGCCAUUAAUGAAUAUUAAUGGCAGUUGUUUGUCGUGGGUGAAGCCAAAGGGGCAACCCAGGAGCAGGCUCUGCGGGAUCUUCUUCUCCCCCAAGUAAGGAUGCUGUGACCGCAGCUGAAAUCCAGCAACAUCUGGAGGAACUGAGGUUCCCCACUCCUGCUUUUUACACUAUGAAGGUCCUCAGCUCAGCUGAAAAGCCUAGCAAAUCACCCUUCGUUCUCAAGUACAUCUCCCACAGCUGAUUUAGAGUUGCUUCCCCAUUCCUAUUCAUGGGUAAAUGCUCUCAGAAGUAAUAUCAUAUUAUGAGUGUGGUUUUUCCUCAGUUCAGUAUGCAAGGAUCCCAUGCAGCUUGCAGGUUCACUUAUCCUGUCUCACAAGUAACCAUGUGGAAGCUAUUCCUUUGCUUCCGAGAGAAGUAGUGACUUUCAUUGCUUAAAAUUAUACAUAGUGUGACAUGCUCCUCCCUGGCUAGGUGGGGACUGUCUACAUCUUAAUUGAAAUAGGAGGCUUGUCUGACUGGAAAGCAAGGGGGGGUGAACAGGAUGUUUUGUCAUAGCCUAUUUGUGUCUUGUGGAGCUCUGGGGAGAGGUCAUGGCUGUGCAUGGGAUGUUGUCAUUUUGGUAAAUCUGGAUGCUUUUGUUUAUCAACAGAUAAGUAAGCCUACUCUGUCCUAAUUGCACAUAGUCUUCAGAUCAGCUGUUUGGAGGACUUGUCCAUCAAUUCUUAGCCACUUUGGCCACACCGUGGAGUUACUUCAUAUGAUUUGUGAAAGAGGCAUUUAGAGCAUACCCAUCAUGGGAUUAUGCUGUGAACACUGUAUCAUCCAGAGGAGAGAUUUGUGUGUGUACUUUGGCUGCUGGGCAUGUGCUUACCUGUGGGCCCACAAAUAUUCUUGCCUCCUUCAGAGAUAUGGGGAGAUUUGGUAGGCACAUUUUGAACAUCUUUUUCACAUCUUGAGGAGUGGCCCCAAAUGAGAUUUAGGAAAGAGCUGCCUUUCCUUUAUUCAAUGCCCCAUUGGAUUAAGCAAGGACCAAAAAGAUUCUGCUCUGCGGAGACAUGUAUUUAACAAUAUCCCUUGUCAUUUCUCCAAUUGACUAGCUCUUCAGGGUGGUUUUACACAUUUAUAAGCCAACCUUGUCAUUUGGUCCAGAUGUGCAAAUAAGUUAAAUAUUUUACUUAUUUCUGAUAGCAUGUCUAUGGAUAGUAAGCCACCAAAAAGCACAUGUAAUAGAAAAGUGAACCUUGAGAAGUUGAAUGGGAUACUUGCCACUUAGGGGCACAAGCAGAGGGAACAGAGAUGCUAAAUUCUAGGUGUAAAGUACUGGCUGCCUAGAUUCCUUCAUUAGAGGGAACCGUUUUCAGCAAGGCUGAGCUAAGGGGGACAGCAAAGGUGUCCAGGCAGCUUUGGCAAAUUUUGUCUUGUUGAUACCCCCUUGCCAAAUGAGAUUGGGGUCUUGGGUUCUUUCGCCUAAAGAUAUUUAAAGCAACUUUGAAAGUAACUUCUCAAUUCAGUAUCCUUCAAGUGAUUUGCCUGCCUGCCUGCCCACGUACCUGUAUGCUAAGUCAUUUGUGGCACAUGGGUGGUGAAAGUGGGAGGAGGACUGGGAGGGAAACUGUCUCCCCAUUUCCAAACUCUUUCCUGCAUGGUUGCCUGGACAUUUUCUCUCACAACAGAUGGCAAUCCAGGUUGCUAUUUACAGGCCCAUGGUUAAGACUAGGUUCGGAAACUGCAGGAUAUGCUGCUCUCUGCUGCCUUCGGCCCAGAAUCUGGUUUGCUGAGCUGUUGUUGAGAUUAAGAAGCAUGUGGCCUAGACCCCGAUUCACGUGUGCUUGUGGGGAAGGGGCAACUAUGAAGAAUGUUGCAGCAGCAAAAGGCACAAGCCAAGAUUAUAUUAUGACAUCCCUUUUCUCUGGCAUUAACAGGCUCCGAGAACUGUACUUCCUGCUCAGUUUAAAAGUUAAAACGUUGACUAUUUUUGCCUGUCUUAAUCUGUAUAUGAACGGGUGGGCAGACGUUGCCUGGAGCAGCAUGGUAACUCUCUGUCUCCCUGUGUGUCUGUGCCUGAUUGCAGAUCUUGCCCACCUUGAUAUCCCUUCCAUCCAUGUAGAGGUUGAUGCCACACUCCACCUGGACCCACUGGGACAAGUCCAGAGACAUCCGGUACAAGGAAAAAUCAAUUCA